GAAUCGUUCAGGCCAGAAACCUUGGCGCAGCCUCCUCACCCUUCAUUUCUGCACACGGGAUUCUAUUUGCUCUUCUCGGGAAACUGCCUAGCAUCCUGGGACUGCCCCUUCCCUGCGACCGUUCUGGUCCAAGCCGCCAGCGCCUCCCGCCUGGAUCCCGCCAGCGCCUCCCGCCUGGAUCGCUGGUGUCCUCUGCUAUUGGAAUAGAAGAUGAACAAACCCAUAACAUCUUCCACAUAUGUGCGCUGCCUCAAUCUUGGACUAAUUAGGAAGCUGUCAGAUUUUAUUGAUCCUCAAGAAGGAUGGAAGAAGUUAGCGGUAGCUAUUAAAAAACCAUCUGGUGAUGAUAGAUACAAUCAGUUUCACAUAAGGAGAUUUGAAGCAUUACUUCAAACUGGAAAAAGCCCCACUUGUGAAUUACUGUUUGACUGGGGCACCACAAAUUGUACAGUUGGUGAUCUUGUGGAUCUUUUGAUUCAAAAUGAGUUUUUUGCCGCAGCAAGUCUUUUGCUACCAGAUGCUGUUCCCAAAACAGUUAAUAUACUACCUUCUAAUGAAGCUGUAACAGUUCAGCAGAAACAGUUGCCUCUCUGUGGCAAAGACAGGACAUUUGUGGUACCUGUGCAGAAUCUUGAACAAAAUUUUAUGCCACCUGACUCCUCAAGUCCAGAAAAUCCAAGUUUAGAAGGUAGUGAUACACGUUUUCACAAUUUUUCAUUUUAUGAAUUGAAGAAUGUCACAAAUAAUUUUGAUGAGAGACCCAUUUCUCUCGGUGGCAACAAGAUGGGAGAGGGAGGAUUUGGAGUUGUAUAUAAAGGCUUCGUGAACAACAAAACUGUAGCAGUGAAGAAACUUGCAGCGAUGGUUGACAUUAGUACUGAAGAACUGAGACAGCAGUUUGAUCAAGAAAUAAAAGUUAUGGCAAAGUGUCAACAUGAGAACUUAGUAGAACUGCUUGGUUUCUCAAGUGAUGGAGAUGACCUCUGCUUAGUCUAUGUUUAUAUGCCCAAUGGCUCAUUGCUAGACAGGCUGUCUUGCUUGGAUGAUACUCCACCACUCCCUUGGCAUAUGAGAUGCAAGAUUGCUCAAGAUGCAGCUAAUGGCAUCAGCUUUUUACAUGAAAACCAUCAUAUUCAUAGAGACAUUAAAAGUGCAAAUAUCUUACUAGAUAAAGACUUCACAGCCAAAAUAUCUGACUUUGGGCUUGCACGGGCUUCUGAGAAGUUUUCCCAGACAGUCAUGACUAGCAGAAUUGUGGGAACAACAGCUUAUAUGGCACCUGAGGCUCUCCGAGGAGAAAUAACACCCAAAUCUGAUAUCUAUAGCUUUGGUGUGGUUUUAUUAGAAAUAAUAACUGGACUUCCAGCUGUAGAUGAACACCGUGAACCUCAGUUAUUGCUAGAUAUUAAAGAAGAAAUUGAAGAUGAAGAAAAGACAAUUGAAGACUAUGUUGAUACAAAGAUGAAUGACACUGAUCCCGCUUCCAUUGAAGCUAUGUACUGCAUUGCUAGUCAAUGCUUGCAUGAAAAGAAAAACAAGAGACCAGACAUUAAGAAGGUUCAACAGCUGCUACAAGACAUGACAGCUUCUUAAAAUUUUACUGGAAUAAACUCUUGGGUUUUUUUGGUUUUUUUUGUAUACACCUGUCUAAAACAUUUUUUAAACUAAAAUUUUGUUUUUGUAAACAUUCUUUUUUACCUUUAACCAGGCAGCAUGGAGCAGUUUAGUGGCUACUAAAGCUUGUAUAGAACCCCCAACAAAUAUACAAGCAAAAGUAGAGCCAGAUAUCAAUCCUAAGCCCUAGCUUUUUAGUGUCACCCUCAGUCCUUGAGUAAUCCCUCAGACCUCUCCUCGGAACCUCACCAAACAUGGUUUCAAAACUACAGAAUUAGCAACAAGGACGACUGGACCAUAGGGUGAAAAGACCCUAGGCCAAAGCCCAGUUCUGCUGCUAAUUUGCUGGAGCGCUUUGGGCAAUCCCUUCAUGGCUUUGAGCCUUGGUUUUUUUUUUUUUUUUUCUUACUGGUAUCAUUAGGCUAAGAUCUGUUGUGCUUCCCUGACAGGUAGUCAUGAAAAUCAAAUGAGGCAGCAUAUGUGCAUGCACUUUGUAACAUGUAAAGUGAUAUAAAAUUUGAAGUUUAUAUACAAUCCAAUUAUAGUCAUUUGUUUAUAGGAUCAUGUUCAGAGUGUGCUAUUUUAAGUAAUCAUUCACCACUAACCAAACAUGCCCUGAUGUUACUUCCAUGAUGGUAUGGUCAACAUUAGAUUAUGUUACCUGGCAAAAAUGAAGGAAUUUUGCAGAUGCUGUUAAGGUGCCUAAUCUUCUGACUUUAAGUAUCAACAUAGAGACUCUGCUGGGUGGGGCUGACCUAAUAAGGUGAGUUCUUAUAAGAAGCCUGAGAGAUUAUCCCAUGGGCCUUGAAGAAGUAAGCUACCAUUUGUAAGAAGGCCACACUGGCUAAGCCCUCAGGAUGGCCUUCUAGGCUGAGAGCUACCUUCCAGCUAUUAGCCAGCAAUAAAAAAAAACUAAGACUUGGGUUGUAUAACCACAAGAAACUGAAUUCUUCUAGAAAAAAUAACUGUUUUUCUUCCCAUAUUUCUGACCUACUGGCUUGCUUGCUAGCCAACUAAAAAUUUUAGAUUUUCCUCAAUAUGUUCUAUGAUAAUCAAGCAGGUAAAAGGAACAAUUAAAUGUUUUGCCUUAUUUCUCUGAUAUAUAAUUAAGAGAAAUAUAAGGGCACAUUUUAAAGUAUUAUUGCCAUAUCCACUUUUUGGUCCUAUAGCUGUAUAAAAUGGCCAUACAUCUCAGGGAUCUGUAGUCCUUUUUAUUCACUUUUAAAACACAGCAUAUCUCAGAGAUAUGGACAGUUCAAUUCCAGACCACCACAAUAAAUUGAGUAUCACAAUGAAGUGAGCCACAUAAAUUUUUUGGUUUGUCAAUGCAUAUAAAACUUGUGUUUACACUACACUGUAGUCUAUUAACUAUGCCAUAGCAUAUGUUUAAAAAAGUAAUGUGCAUACCUUAAUUUAAAAAUACUUUGCUACUAGAAAAUGCUAUCAUCUGAGCUCACAGGGAGCUUUUUGCUGGUGAAGGGUCUCGCCUCCACCUUGAUGGCUGCUGACUGGUCAGGGCAGUGGUUGCUGAAGACUUGGGUGGCUGUGGCAACUUCUUAAAAUGAAGUUUGUCCCAUCAAGUGACUCUUCCUUUCACAAUCUCCAUGUAGCAUGCAAUGCUGCUUGAUAGCAUUUAGCUACAGUAGAACUUUUUUCAAAAUUUGAGUCAGUCUUUUCAUACCCUGCCACUCCUUUAUCAACUAAGUUGAUGCAGUAUUCUAAAUGUUAUAUUAUUAUUUCAACAAUCUUCACAGCGUUUUCACCAGGAGUAGAUUCCUUCUCAAGAAACUACUUUCUCUGCUCAUCCCUAUGAAGCAACUCUCGUUUGGUAAAGUUUUAUCAUGAGAUUGCAGAAAUUUAGUCACGACUUAAGACUCUACUUCUAAUUCUAGUUUUCUUGCUCUUUCUACCACAUCUGUAAUUACUUCCUCCACUGAAGUUUUAAACCCCCCAAAAUCAUCUAUGAGUGUUGGAAUCAACUUUCUUCCUAUCAGCAAUAAGACUGUUUCCCUUUCUUAUCAUUCAUGUGUUCACUAGAGUAGAACUUUAAAUUUCCUUCAAGAAAUUAUCCUUGGGGUGCCUGAGUGGCUCAGUGGGUUAAGCCUCUACCUUUGGUUCAUAUCAUGAUCUCAGGGUCCUGGGAUUGAGCCCCACAUCGGGCUCUCUGCUCAGGGGGAGCCUGCUUCCCCUUCUCUCUCUGCCUGCCUCUUUGCCUACUUGUGAUCUCUCACUUUGUCAAAUAAAUAUAUAAAAUCUUAAAAAAAAAUUAUUCUUUGCAUUCACAACUUAGCUAACUGUUUGGUGCAAGAGUUCUAGCUUUUGGUCUGUAUCAGCUUUUGACAUGUCUUCCUCACUAUACUUAAUCAUUUCUGUCCUUUGAUUUAAAAUGAAAGAUGUGGGCGCCUGGGUGGCUCAGUGGGUCCUCUGCCUUCGGCUCAGGUCAUGAUCUCAGGGUCCUGGGAUCGAGCCCCAUAUCGGGCUGUCUGCUUGGCGGGGAGCCUGCUUCCUCCUCUCUCUUUGUCUGCCUCUCUGCCUGCUUGUGAUCUCUGUCUGUCAAAUAAAUAAAUAAAAUAUUUUAAAAAAAUAAAAUAAAAUGAAAGAUGUGACACUUCCUUUCACCUGAACACUUAGAGGCCAUUGUAGGGUUAUUAAUUUUAUCAUUGUGUCUCAGGGAUUAGGGAGGCCCAAGGAGAAGAAGAGAGAUAGGCAAACAGUAGGUCAGUAGAACAGUGAGAGCAUACACAACAUUUACCAAUAAGUUCACCAUCUUGUAUGGGCACUGUACUUGGUGUUGGUGCCUCAAAACAAUGACAAUUGUAAAAGCAAAGGUCACUGACCACAGAUCACCAUAACAAAUAUGCUAAUAACAGUUUGAAAUAUUUCAAGAAUUACCAAAAUGUGGCACAGAGACACAAAGUGAAGAAAUUAUUUUGGAAAAAUGGUGCUGAUAGACUUGUUCAACCCAGGGUUACCAUAAAUCUUCAGUUUAUAAAAGCUGCAGGAUCUGCAAAGUGAAAUAAAAUUAUUUAUGCCUAUAAGUAUGUAUUUUAUUUUUUCCACUUUACUGUGGUAUCAUUGACAAAAUUAUAUAUAAGUCAGGUGUUCAAUGUGAUGUUUUGAUAUAUAUGUAUAUAUAUAUUGUGAAAUGAUUGCCACAAGCUAAUUAACACAGUCAGCACUUCAUGUAGUUACCUUUUUUGACUUUUUUGGUGUGGUGAGCACAUUUAAGAUCUAUUUUCUUAACAAAUUUCAGUAUACAAUACAGUAUUAUUAAGUAUAGUCAUCAACCUACACAUGAGAUCCCCAGAAGUUAUCAUUUCAUAACUAAAAGUUUUUAUUCUUUGACCAACCUCUGCCCCUACUUCUUUAACGUCUGUACUAUGCCACUGUAAGAAUGGACACGGAUAGAAAUGGCUUUUCAACCAUUCAAAUUCUAAUGUCUAGAAAUGAUCAAUAUGGAGACAAUAACAAUGAAUCUCCAAAAUUAAUGCUAAGAUUUCAUUCCUUUAAUGAAAUUAGGAAAAAAUUAUCUCUUGAAAUACUCUGACCUAAAACAAUAAUUAACAAAUAAAAUUUUUAAAAAACAAAAUUAAUUCAACAAAUAUUCAUUGAUUGUUUUCAAUUGUCCAGACUCAUAAAAGCAAUGAACAUAUAAUAACGAAUAAUACAAAGUCCUUGUUUUUUAGGAGUUUGUUCUCAGGAGAAAGUCUCUGUUAGAUGGAGAUGAGACACUGAGAUGAUAAUUUACAAGUAAAUAAAACAAAAUCAGGUAGUGAGAAGUAUAAAGGAAACAUUAAAACUAUAUAUUGUAAUAGAUUUCCUUGGCUAAGCAGCUUUAACAACACCCAAGCUCAAACAAACAAAACCUACCAGUGUAUAGUCUCAGAAAUGAUAAACCUGUAUUGUAACUCAGAGAGGAAAUAAAAAAUCUAAACUGAAUCAAGUUUUGUGUGUUUGUGUUAUCAGAGCCCUUAGGUUAGCAAUGAUCCAAGAAUAAGACUUUGUCACAAAAUCUCUACUACUAUCCUGGGGCAAGGAGUAUUGUCUUUCAGAUUAUGUCAGGUGUUUUCCUUUACUAGGCUGUUUACGCAUCAGGGUAAUUUGUUGAAGAUAGUUAUUGAGGUUAUCUAACUAUAUGUCUGCUUGCAUUAACUCCAUACUUAUCUAGCAGUCUUUCCUUUUAAUUUCCUUUUGAUUUCCUGCCUGGAUUUGCCUUUUGGAAGAUAGUGUACAAUGAUAAAACUAUUACAAUCUACAUACAGUUUCUGUUGCAGAAUGUCUUUUAUGAUUAGUAAAAUCACAUUCUAGUUUAUACUUAAGUCUUUUGAAAGUUUAGGUAGCAUGAAUUAAAUCAUUAUUGAUCAUCUCAGGCUGACCUGCAAUUCUGAAAUUUAAACCUAAGACUUUGAGUGACCCUUUCUCCUACUAUAGCCAUUCUAUAAGCAGAUGGUGUCUAAACCUCCUUUUAGAAUUAUAAAGUAGCAACAAUCCAGCAAUUAUACUACUAGGUACCCAAAGAGUACAAAAAUACUAAUUCAAAGGAAUACAUGCUCCCCAAUGUUUAUAGCAGCAUCACCUAUAAUAGACAAAAUAUGGCAACAGCCCAAAGUCUAUCAACUGAUGAACAGAUAAAGAAGAUGUGAUAUAUAUACAAUGGAAUAUUACUCAGCCAUCAUAAAGAAUGAGAUCUUGCCAUUUGCAACAAUGUUGAUAGAACCAGAGUAUAUUCACUAAAGCAAAAUAAGUCAGAAAAACAAAUACCAUAUGGAUUUCACUCAUAUGUGGAAUUUAAGAAACAGAGGAAAAGAAGAGAAAGAAGCAAACUAAGAAACAGAAUCUUAAAUGUAGAGUCUGUUAGGGAAGUGGAUGGGGGGAUGGCUUAAAUAGGUGGUGGGGAUUAAGGAGUGUACUUGUUUUGAUGAGAACCAAGUGUUAUAUAAGUAUGUUAUUUAAGUGAUGAAUCAUGCUUGUACACCCAAAACUAAUAUUACACUAUGCUAACUAACUGGAAUUUAAUUAAAAAUUUUUUUUAAAUGUAA
Messenger RNA from Mustela lutreola (European mink), 6653 nucleotides. RefSeq names its product interleukin 1 receptor associated kinase 4 (gene IRAK4). Bases 211 to 1593 code for a protein of 460 amino acids. The transcript is spliced from 12 exons. The record is from RefSeq and is a predicted model, not a curated record. Gene Ontology annotation, molecular function: magnesium ion binding; ATP binding; protein serine/threonine kinase activity. Lineage: Eukaryota; Metazoa; Chordata; Mammalia; Carnivora; Mustelidae. Gene Ontology annotation, biological process: protein phosphorylation; signal transduction.